UGGUUUAUGUAGUUCUGUGGGCCAAGGACGCACGGACGACCGGAAUUUCAAUUUUGUCAUCUAGAACAGGAACGCCCUGCAAACGUAAAACCUGUUGAACGGGAAUUCGUCCCGGCUCACGGAAGAAAGCAUUGAUGUCAUGCGAGAAAGUUUUCGCUGAAUUACAAAUUGAAAAAAAUAAAUAAAAAAAAUAAAUGACCACCAAAGCUCCGAAGAAAGCGGAAGGGAGGCAUCCUCAAACGGAGGGGGUCCGACGACCCAUUUUGCAGAGAAACGGGUCGCUAACAACAAUCUCAGCUGGACCACCGAGAGUAAUGUUCCUCCACCUCUCAUCGUACCUAACGACCAUAUCAUAAGCAGAUAGCUAAUCGUAGAACAAUGAGACAGGCUUUACUAUGCCUCCUGGCCUUACUGUGGACGAGGAUGACCCUAGGGGAUGAUUUGGAAUCGGGACGCAACUACUUGCACUCGACGUUGAACAGGAUCCAAAUCGACAGGAUGGAGCCGAAAGAAGAAUCGGACAACUUCAUUAACGACGACUACGGCUACAACAACAUUGUUUUCAGCGACGACGAUAAAUGGGAUACGAUGAACGUUACUGGAACUCAACCGGCUCAAAAUGCCCAUGAAGGAUACCAGAUCUACUCUCCGGAUGCAAAGCCGGACAUACCGGUUGAAGAUCUAAUCAAUUUGAUUUUUUCACCUCUUAACAAAGAAGAACCAGUGCGGGAAGAAACCAACGGAAAUCCAUAUCCGAGCUUGCAAGAUGCAGAAAUGAAACCGGAAAUAGAAAACGGGGCAAGUCAAAAGCCGAGUGGCUACUAUUACUACUUUUACCCGCUGAAGAAUCUGGAAAGCCUGAAGGACCAUGAAAGUUAUUCGGAUCUGCCGGCAGAGCUGGCCCAGGUGUUGAAGAUGAUUAAGCCGAUGAUGCCUAUGAUGCCGACGAUGCCGACAAAAAUGACCACCCCCAAGACGCCGGUCGGACCUCUUUUCGCCUCGAUGCUCUGGUUCGUCGGAACGGCGCUUGUCUUCAUCGUUUCUAUUCUUCUCAUGCCCAGAGUCAAAAUCGUGAAAGUCAAAUCUCUCCCGGAAGGUUUCGACAACGGGUUGGACAAAAUUGACGAUAAAUUUAAUAAAAUCAUACAGAAUUUGAGGAAAUAAUUUUCAAAUGACUUAAAUAUAUAUAUAUUUUUCCAAUUUAUUAAUCUGAAAAAUAUCGACUGAAUGUAUUAUAUGCCGGUCUAGUCAGUGUGUUUUAUUUUUAUAAAUAAUGUCGGACGGUGAUGGGCUUCGGUUUUUCUAUGGUGAUGGACGAUGUAAUUGUGCUAAUGAUUCGACCAAUUCAAUGGACACUUUGUUCGGGGAAUUUAAAAGGAACUGGGACGAUUUCUCUUGCACUUUUAUGUGCUUCGUUCCUUUAUUGUACUAAAGAUUGUGUUAUAUUUGUUUUUCAUGUGUUCAAAUAUUUUUGCAAUACUUGUUUUAUGUGUAAUUAUUUAUUGUACAAUGAUUGUACUUUUGUAUGUCAGGAAUUUUAUCAUUAUUGACAGUUGCACCAAAAUAAAUUAAACAAACGAUCAUUUUUGUUGUGAUGUAUGUGUCAUAUGGUAAGCUAAUUGCUGAAGAAAAACUGAAGUUUUUACA
Messenger RNA from Cimex lectularius (bed bug), 1647 nucleotides. RefSeq lists its product as uncharacterized. Lineage: Eukaryota; Metazoa; Arthropoda; Insecta; Hemiptera; Cimicidae. The record is from RefSeq and is a predicted model, not a curated record. The coding region runs from base 379 to 1164 and encodes 261 amino acids. The transcript is spliced from 4 exons.